AUGUUCAACUCUACCAUAGUCACACAUUUGACACUUGGCGCCUACUUUGACACUGGGUUGUUGAAAUACUUAUUCUUCUUGAUUCUAAUGAGCUUAUAUGUGUGGAUCAUCAUCUCCAAUGUUCUGCUGAUUGUGCUUAUCUGUGUGAACAGGAGCUUACAUGAACCCAUGUACCUGUUUCUGUGCAGUCUGUUUGUGAAUGAACUGUCUGGUAGUACAGGGCUGUUUCCUUUCCUUCUGCUUCAGAUCCUCAGAGAUGUUCACACUGUUUCUACUUCACUGUGUUUCCUGCAGAACUUCUUUCUGUUUUCAUACGGAGGUGUUGAGUAUUUAAGCCUGGCCAUCAUGUCGUAUGACCGCUACCUGGCCAUCUGCCAUCCUUUACAGUAUCACACACUGAUGACCCCCAACAGGAUGUCCAUGCUCAUCGCUCUCACAUGGUUGUGCCCUUUGUUUCUCUGCGUUAUCAUGGUUUGUUUAACCAGGUCUUUACUCCUGUGUGGUGAUAUUGUCCAUAAGGUCUACUGUGAUAAUUACUCUGUCGUUAAACUGGCCUGUUCUGACACCACCAUUAAUAACAUCUAUGGACUCAUUAUUGUUUCUUUUUCAGUCUUUGGCCCUGUAAUUCUGAUUCUUUACUCGUACGUGUGGAUUCUUAAAGUGUGUUUUUCUGGAUCUAAACAGACCAGGCAUAAAGCUGUCAGUACCUGUACACCUCACUUGGCUUCACUGAUAAACUUCUUAUUUGGAGGCUGUUUCGAGCUGUUACAGAGCAGGUUUAAUAUGAAAAGUGUGCCCAAUGUUGUGAGAAUCCUCCUGUCAUUAUACUGGCUCACCUGUCAGCCGCUCUUUAACCCUUUAUUAUAUGGCCUUAAUUUAUCCAAAAUACGCAUCUUAUGUAAAAGUCUUCUUUCUGCUCAGACUCUGUAA
Sphaeramia orbicularis (orbiculate cardinalfish) is the source of this 930-nucleotide messenger RNA. Its product is annotated as olfactory receptor 11A1-like. The transcript has a single exon. Lineage: Eukaryota; Metazoa; Chordata; Actinopteri; Kurtiformes; Apogonidae. The coding region runs from base 1 to 930 and encodes 309 amino acids. Gene Ontology annotation, cellular component: membrane. Gene Ontology annotation, biological process: G protein-coupled receptor signaling pathway; detection of chemical stimulus involved in sensory perception of smell. The record is from RefSeq and is a predicted model, not a curated record. Gene Ontology annotation, molecular function: olfactory receptor activity; odorant binding; G protein-coupled receptor activity.